Messenger RNA from Camelina sativa (false flax), 548 nucleotides. Its product is annotated as defensin-like protein 2. NCBI's taxonomy places the organism in Eukaryota, Viridiplantae, Streptophyta, Magnoliopsida, Brassicales, Brassicaceae. The record is from RefSeq and is a predicted model, not a curated record. Gene Ontology annotation, cellular component: plant-type cell wall; mitochondrion. Gene Ontology annotation, biological process: defense response.
UCUUCCUCAUUAGCAAACUACACACUCACAGACUCACUUCUUUCCAAAGCUGUCUCUCUCUUACUCAACUCUUCUUUUCUCUAAAAAUGAAGCUCUCUAUACGUUUGAUCUCAGCCGUUCUUGUCUUGUUCAUGAUAUUUGUGGCCACAGGGAUGGGUCCAGUCACGGUGGAGGCACGCACGUGUGAGUCAAAGAGCCAUAGGUUCAAGGGUAAAUGCUUCAGCGAAACAAACUGCAGAAACGUGUGCCACAAUGAAGGCUUUUCAGGAGGCAAUUGUCGUGGAUUCCGUCGUCGUUGCUUCUGUACCAGACAUUGCUGAACGAUCUAGUCUCGUAACUCAAUCCUCGAUCCAGUAUCGUCUUUACUUACUCUUCUUUCUGUCUAGUCUCUCGUAUAGUACCAUGUUGUACUGUGCAUGUGUGUGUUCAUUGUGUUCUUGAAUAAGUCUUUGGUUUUGUGUGUUUCCAGUUUUAAUGUAACGUUGAGUAAACUAUAAUGGCUUCUUUUUAAAAAAAUAAAGGAUUCAAAUCUGUUCUGAUAACCAGUA